Messenger RNA from Seriola aureovittata, 2171 nucleotides. RefSeq lists its product as uncharacterized. The transcript is spliced from 2 exons. NCBI's taxonomy places the organism in Eukaryota, Metazoa, Chordata, Actinopteri, Carangiformes, Carangidae. Gene Ontology annotation, molecular function: structural molecule activity. Gene Ontology annotation, cellular component: bicellular tight junction; plasma membrane. Gene Ontology annotation, biological process: cell adhesion; bicellular tight junction assembly. The record is from RefSeq and is a predicted model, not a curated record. Bases 121 to 1398 code for a protein of 425 amino acids.
CCAACCUUGCCCAAACAUUAACUCUUGGGCAUCAACCAAGCAAGAUUUUACUGACUUCCAGAGACACAACUUUUGGACCUUUUUUUUUUUACAUCUGAGCAAGAAGCUUUUUGAGGAAACAUGGUGUCAGCCAGCUGUCAGAUGUUGGGCACUGCCCUGUGCAUUAUUGGCUGGAUUGGGGUUAUCGUUACCUGCGCUCUGCCCCAGUGGAAAGUAACAGCCUUCAUCGGCCAGAGCAUCGUCACCGCUCAAACCACUUGGGAAGGCAUCUGGAUGACCUGUGUGAUCCAGAGCACAGGCCAGAUGCAGUGCAAGGUUUAUGACUCCAUGUUGGCCCUUUCCCGGGACCUCCAGGCUGCUCGUGCCCUCGUCAUCAUCUCUGUCCUGAUUGGCAUCGUCGGCAUCCUCCUGUCCAUGGCAGGGGGCAAGUGCACCAACUGCGUGGAGGACGAGAGCUCCAAAAUCAAGAUUGGCAUAGCAUCUGGAGUGGUCUUCAUUGUUGCUGGUGUUUUGUGCCUGAUCCCAGUGUCCUGGACAGCAAACACCACCAUAAGGGACUUCUACAACCCACUAGUGCCCCAGGCUCAGAAGAGGGAGCUGGGAGUUUCACUCUUCAUCGGCUGGGGGGCCUCAGCCCUCCUCAUCAUGGGAGGUGCGAUCCUCUGUGCCAACUGUCCUCCCAAGGAUAACUACUCUGCCAAGUACUCGGCUGCCCGCUCAUCUGCACCCAAGGACUACGUCUUGAGGAGCAAAACCGCCGAGAUGGUUUCUCAGGGGAUUCAGAUCAUCGGCAUUUCGAUGGCUUUGAUUGGCUGGUUCAUGGUCAUCGUGGUGUGCGCCUUGCCCAUGUGGAAGGUCACCGCUUUCGUUGGCGCCAACAUCAUCACGGCUCAGACCAUCUGGCAGGGCAUGUGGAUGAACUGUGUGGUGCAGAGCACGGGCCAGAUGCAGUGCAAGGUGUACGACUCCAUGCUGGCUCUGCCUCAGGACCUGCAGGCCGCCCGCGCCAUGAUCAUCAUCUCCAUCCUGACUGGAAUCUUUGGAGUGGUCUUGUCAAUCGCUGGUGGGAAAUGCACCAACUGCAUCGAGGAGGAGCGGUCCAAGUCAAAGACUUGCAUCCUGGCUGGAAUUUUGUUCAUCGUCUCUGGGUUGCUCUGUCUCAUUCCGGUCUCCUGGUCCGCCAACACCAUCAUCACCAACUUCUACAACCCGCUGCUGAUCGAAGCUCAGAGGUACGAGCUAGGAGCGGCGCUGUAUAUCGGCUGGGCGGCCGCUGCACUGCUGCUGAUGGGAGGGGGACUGCUGUGUUGGAACUGCCCGCCAAAACAUGAACACCCCCACUAUGUACCCACAUUCACACCUGUGAAGUCAGCCUCCACAUCAAGAGAAUACGUAUAAGAUGGUUUGCCCCUCUACAUGGACUCUCAAGUUCACAGGAAUAGCAAGAGGGAAACUUCACAAACAUAUAUUCACAUGUGAAGUAAAUAUGGCAUGAGUCCGACAAGCUGACCCAUGAGGUUCUAUUGCGGUUAGUGUUUCUCACGUUUUGUCUUUCAAAGCAGCGGUAACUAACGGCUGCAUUCUGUUUAGCUGUGUCAGCGCCCUGGGACUGUGCAUGCUGCUUGCCACAUCUAAAUGGAACAGCUGAUGUUUUAUAACUGAUGUUACCACUGUGCUUUUCCUGCUUUUCUAAUUCAAAACCAAAACAGGAACUUGGCUUAUGAUUAUGUUUUAUUUAAAUAUCUAAAAUCUAAAACUGAAAUAGCCUUUUGAAAUUUUGCAUUCACUGUACUCCUUGAUGAAUUACUAGGAUUUGUAUUGUGAUGAUAAUUAAUUUGUGUAAAUAUUUAUUCAGAUUGUUCCACAGUGUAACUAUCUUGAUUGUCAUUUAAUAUCUUAACAAAUAAUGACAGAAUAAAUAUCGCUUCCUUCAUGUAGAACUUAAGCUACUUAAGCAGGAUGAGUGAUUACAUCUGCCUGAAUAACAAAAGAGGGUGUCAGUAAUUGCUCUCUUUGUAAAACACUGUGCUUAGCAUUUUUAUUUAUUGUUCGUUUGCAAAUUCCAUAUUUAGGUCUAUGAACCUCUGAAUGCUUAAUAUACUGUAUCUGUGUUUGCUUGUGAAAGUUGUAAUUUUCUAUCACUGUAAAUAAAGCACAUUUGUAAUGGAAGG